CGACGAUGGAGGCUGGCGACGACCCUGCGUUCGUCGCGGAGGGCACCAUCACCUGCAUCAGGCUCGCCGUCGCUUCCAACGAGGAGAUCGUGAAGGCGCAGCCGAUGAUGGAGGAGUUUCCCGUGGCGCACCCGGGCCAGCUGACCAGGAACCCGGCGCUGGGCCUGCCGCUGCAGCUAGGCCACUGUGACUCCUGCGGCGCCACCGACCUCGCCAAGUGCGAAGGUAACUGGCUCCCUGCUCUCUGUUUUACCUGCUACUAACUCAGCACAGUAGUAGUAAGUAGCCCAUCAACUGAUCUACGCAAAGAGAAAAAGAAUGCAAGUAUAUCACUGAACGUCUGCAAGCAUGCGGCAAUAAUUUUCAGACAGUUUUAAGUUAGAAACCAAAUUGAAGCCAGAUAAAACUGAACUAGCUGUUAGGGUAAAGCUGCAGCUCUGUUUGACAGUUCUGCAUUGCCAGAGACUUUCUAGCUGAAUUUUUUUGGCUUGCUGCUUGCUCUCUGUUUUACCUGCUACUAACUCAACACAGUAAUUUUCUUGAAUAACUCGUCAAUUAAUCCAUGCAGAGAGAAAAAUAAUGGAAGUAUAUCACUGAACGUCUGCAAACAUGCGGCUAUAAUUUUCAGACAGUUUUGCAUGUGUUAAGCUAGACACGGAAUUGGAGUUAGAUAAAACUAAACUAGCUGUUUGUUUACUGGAGCAUAGGUAAUUAAGUUGGGGUGUGAUAGGGAAAGCUGCACCUGUUUGACACUUGCACAUUGCCAGAGACUUUCUAGGUGAUACGUAAAUGUCAAAAGAAUAUCUGAACUUUUUAGGUUUCUACCAAAAGCUGUGCCAUGAGACUCGUCUCAUCUUCUUUGUGAAAACAAUGUUGUGUCUCUCUCUCUCUCUCUUUAAUUUAGCAUGGAUGGUGCCACUUCAGCUGACUACUCACUUGAGAGUGAUACAUUAUAAGAGAUAUUCCUGGUAAAAUUACUUCUGCAUCAGCAUUUACCUCAACUGAUAGACAUCUCUUGUUCCUAAGCUUUCGGCAAUACUCAAAAAACUCGGCUGAAAUAACAGCAUCUCAUUCCACCUGCAAAAUAUUCAGCUAAGUCAGUUUACUGGAACAUAGCAAAGUUAGCUACCUCAGUUAGAUCACUUUCUAGCAAUAUAAUAAACUGUCAGAUAUGAUAAUGGUCGAACCUGGCCGUUCAGUUUAUUGUUGUACACUGUCAGAGACAUUGUUGGCAAAAAUCAAUGCUGCAGCAUUUAUCUCGACUGAUAUAUGGUGUGUUCCUCCUGAGCUUAGCUGUCAAAAAGCAUGGUGUAAGAGCAACUUAAACGGGGCGACCCAUUUCGUCCGCCGUCGUCUGUUUGAGUCGGUGCGGACAAAAAUGAUUGCCCAACGUGUCGACUCAUUGCCAAAACGCGUCCGCGCCGACCCAUUUCCGGCCCAAAUUUGGGACUGAAAUGCGUCAGCGCAGACGUGACCGGACGCGCGCGCGCCUCCUCGGUGUCCUCCCCCAACCACCGCGAUCAACAUAAUUUAUAACGGCCGCCAUCCUCGGGCCCACGCGUCGGCGACCGCGGCUGGCCUUUUUUAAUCCGAGCGUGCGGUGGGUUCCGUCAUCUGCUUUUAGAACCCGCCCCCAUCCCCAUCUCGCCACCUCCUCGGCGACCGAGCGACCAAACCCUAACCCACCAUGGCCGGCGACUUCGCAAACAAGGGCAAGGCCCCACUCUUCCCCCGCGCCACCUCACCGACGUCGUCUUCACGGCCUCGUCGGCGCGUGAGCGUCCCGGUGCGCCAAGCGCGGUGGCACUGGGAGCACCGUGUCGCACUCCCUUACCCCGACGUCACGCUGCCGCACGGCUGGCACCUGGAUCCGGAGAGGAUUCCGGUGUCGGCCGUGCCGCGGUCGACGCGGGUGCAUCUGGAGGAGGUGACCAAGCGACGGCGUCUGCUGACCGCGGAGCAGCGGCGAGACCCCACAUACGUGGCCGACUCCCCUAACUGGGAGGUGUGGUUCGCGGUGGAGCACGAGGAGCAGCGUCGCCGUGGCGUGCGCCAAGUGCAGCCAGGAGGCCUUCCGCCGCCCCCGCCUGUCGUCAGCGAUGAGGACCAGGAGGCUGAGGCCGCCUACCAGGCGGCGCUCGCUGGUGUACUCCGCAACAGCGAGGAAGAAGCGCGGCGCAUGGCCGAAGAGGAGGAGGCGUACCAGCGGCAGCUCGCGGAGGCCAUGACACUGUCGGCCGCCAGCGACUGCAUCGUGCCACCUCUGCCGGAGCCCGAACCCGCGCUGCCGCGGCAGGUCUACCAGUGGACCGACGUCGUCCAGGAGUUCGUCAACGCGCCGCCCAUCUGGCUGGGCGCGACCCCGCUGCAGGAGCAGGCCUACCUCGAGCACUGGAGGUCGGUGCACCUGCAGGCGGAGCGCGCCGAAGGCCUGCGACUCAUGAAGCUGGAGAAGGAGGAGGAGGAAGAGCGACGGAAGGCAAUGGAGGAGGAGCGUGCUCAUGCUGCUGCGCUGCCAUCGCCACCACCACAGCCCGCGCCGGCGGGGCAGACGACGGAGGUGCGGGCAGCUGCACUCUGGAACUCGGCAUUCCCCUGGGCCGGCCCUGCGCCAACGCUGGUCGACCUCACGGGCCCCGACGCCGCCGCCGCCGCCUAGGGCUGCAUGAACACAGUUUUAAAUUUUUUUAAAA
This is a messenger RNA of Hordeum vulgare subsp. vulgare (domesticated barley), 2693 nucleotides long. RefSeq lists its product as uncharacterized. The transcript is spliced from 2 exons. The coding region runs from base 1688 to 2659 and encodes 323 amino acids. NCBI's taxonomy places the organism in Eukaryota, Viridiplantae, Streptophyta, Magnoliopsida, Poales, Poaceae. The record is from RefSeq and is a predicted model, not a curated record.